Glarea lozoyensis ATCC 20868 is the source of this 2028-nucleotide messenger RNA. RefSeq lists its product as uncharacterized. Bases 1 to 2028 code for a protein of 675 amino acids. NCBI's taxonomy places the organism in Eukaryota, Fungi, Ascomycota, Leotiomycetes, Helotiales, Helotiaceae. The record is from RefSeq and is a predicted model, not a curated record. The transcript is spliced from 4 exons.
AUGGAAGGCGUGAUAUGUUACUGCCAAGAGUGCCGACAAGAAUUGGGGAAAUUCCGGAAUUCCUGGAACAGCAUUGGGAAGACUUAUCAUAGUCCUGUGUAUCCCAUGUUGGCAUAUACACAUGGAUUCGAAGCAAGUGGUGAUAUAUUCCCAGGUGCAGCGGGCACUCCUGUUGGAGAUAGCUUCUUGCAAGAUCUGAAAUGUAAAAAGUGCAAAACUCUUCUGGGAUUCCGAUGCGACCAGGCCCCAGAAGGCCAUGUGUUAGCCAAAGAUCAGUUGAUUCUAAGAUUAUCGUCCAUGUCAGUGAUUUCUGAGUCGACAGGUCUCAAUGCUAGUAUAUCUGUAGAGAAAAAGAUUCUUCUCGCAGAGGAAACGCCCAAAAAGUCUUCAUCACGUCGAGCGUCCACGCUUCAACCGACUGCUCGUGGGAAGUCUGAAGGCCGUCACGAGAAAUCUGGCACGCAAUUGCGAACAGACAUGCGACCGCCACCUAACAUGGAAAUCAAUCAGUCAGGAAUUUCAAGUUUCGAAAAGUGGGCACGAAACGCCAUCGAAUCUCAGAAAAAUGACCUCGAUCGUAUCUCUGAGACGCUGAAAAGUUUGGAAACUGAAAUGAGUAGUUUUCAAAUCUUCAUGAAGGAUGUUCGCCUUGAAAUGCAACAGAGCCGAAAGGCACGAAAUGAUUUCUAUGAAGAUCGCAUGGUUCUCCGCAAGCUCGUUCAGGAUGUGAGCAGUUUAGAGAGCAGACUCAAGAUUGUUGGGACCUUGACGGAAGAACGAUCAAAAAGUGGCGAAUCAGUCAGGCGGGAUAUCGACAUUUUGAUAUCUGACCUACAGCAGGUGAUGAAUAAAGCUUAUGAGGUGGAUGAUGUAAAGAAUGGACUGCUCCAAUUUUAUAAUCGACUAGCUAGUUGUGAGGAAUCAACAGCUCAAGUUAUGGCUAAGUUGCCUCACGAUUUGGAUGUCAGCGACAUAAAGCGUCAAUUGGAAAGAUUUCAAGCUCAAAUUGAGAUUUUUGAGCAGAGUCAGACAAAUUCUCAUCCAAAGCUUCCUUCCACAACUGAAGCGACUGAAAAGGUUGUCAAACGUCGAUCAGAUGUACGCGUUCCGCGUGUAGAGAUUCUUGUUCCAGCAAGGGAAACUCCAAUCCAGCACCCAGAAACAUCAAAGUCACAGCCCGAAAGUUCUCACGAAGAAGUUGUGCCCGCCCUCACUGCCCCCAAGCGUAAACGCGCUGAGACCUUGAUUGGAGCCGACGAAGAAAGUGUCGGACAACCGCAGUUACAGAGAAGGAAGACACGUCGUUCUGGACGUGGACGAGUUGAGGAGCCAGCCGGGAAUAGUGAUGAGAUUCAAGCAGAAGAUGCUCCCUCAACAGCCCAGAUCGUGGAAGCACCACCACCAAUGCAAACUGCCUUACCCAACUCGCACAAUCAACCAACGACCACCAACGACACACUCAAUCCGCCAGCGCAUCCACAAAACCCUCCCUUAGAACAACCUCCUCAACAACCCGCUCAAAACCCAACCCUCCUCACAGCCCCCCCAAACCGCAGACACUCCCUCCGCAACCCCCCAACCACCACCACUACAUUGACUCCGAAGCCUCAACCCCCCAAACGCCCACACACAGCACCCAAACCACCAUCCCACGACGCCAUCCUCCCCUCCAUAGAACGCGAAGACCCAGAACCGAUUCCCCGCGUGACGAGACGUUCGGAAAUGAAGACGGCGAUGGAAGUGAUUGAUUUAACGACGGAGGAGGUGGGGAGAGAGAAAGAGGUUGCGAGAGAGAAGGAAACGGGGAAAGGGAAGGGGAAAGGGAAGAAAACGUAUCAGUGUAACACUUGUAGCAGUGUUUUUGCGUUUCCGGGGGGGUUGGCUUAUCAUAAACGGACGGCGAAGUGCUCAGGUGAAAGUGCUGGUGGUGGUUCGGGUUCAGGUAGUAAGGAAGAGGAGGAAAGAAAACGAGCAAAAUUACUAGAGAGAGAGAAGGCUGUUAGAGAGGCUUUGGAGAGGGGGAUGUAA